This is a messenger RNA of Bufo bufo (common toad), 2387 nucleotides long. It is a transcript of the gene PLPBP, whose product is annotated as pyridoxal phosphate binding protein. The coding region runs from base 202 to 813 and encodes 203 amino acids. The transcript has 8 exons. The record is from RefSeq and is a predicted model, not a curated record. Gene Ontology annotation, cellular component: intracellular anatomical structure. Gene Ontology annotation, molecular function: pyridoxal phosphate binding. Lineage: Eukaryota; Metazoa; Chordata; Amphibia; Anura; Bufonidae.
CGGUCCUAUGCUGCUGCCGUUUCCCGGAGCAUGAUGGGAAUUGUAGUUCCACAGCCAUGGUUGCCGAUGCCGACCUUUCAUUCUGUGAACCUUCCCAAAUAUCGGGCCCACGCUGUGAGGGCGUAGCGGGUACAUGGUGUACAGAGCCUUCCUGCUGUCCAGCCCAGAUUGGUGGCCGUAAGCAAGACCAAGCCGGCCAACAUGGUGAUUGAGGCUUACAAUCAAGGCCAGCGCUUUUUUGGGGAGAACUAUGCUCAAGAACUGGUUGAAAAGGCCUCAGAUGCUAAUAUUUUAUCUUCCUGCCCAGAGAUUAAAUGGCAUUUCAUUGGGCAUCUGCAGAAAAACCACAUCAACAAGUUAGUUGCUGUUCCAAACCUUCACAUUUUGGAGACCAUAGAUUCUGCGAAGCUUGCGGACAAGCUCAAUGCCUCUUGGCAGAGAAAGGGAUCAGCUGAGAAAUUGAAGGUUAUGGUUCAAGUCAACACCAGCAGUGAAGAAAGCAAACAUGGCCUCCCUCCAUCAGACACAGUUGAGUUGGUAAAACAUAUCCGGGAGAAGUGCCCAGGUUUGGAGUUUGUGGGUCUGAUGACCAUUGGAAGCUUUGGCUAUGACCUCUCACAAGGCCCCAACCCUGACUUCCAGUUGCUUCUGAAACAGCGUGAAGAAGUCUGUGAGAAGCUGGGACUUCCAGUGGAUGCAGUGGAGCUGAGCAUGGGGAUGUCAUCAGACUUUGAACAUGCAAUUGAGGUGGGCUCCACCAAUGUUCGUGUUGGUAGCACCAUUUUUGGAGAACGGGUCUAUCCAAACCAUUAAAAGGAGAAGCAAGAGUCACUAGCACAGACAAGAAAAUCCAAAGCUUUUCUGUCAGUGAGCAGUGAGAUGCCGAUGGCACCAGCUAUGUACAAGGCAUCUAACUGUUUGCUAUGUAAUAGUGCACAGAGACGGACCUGUAAUGAUCAGAGAACACACUGAUUGUGUAGUAGUGAUGUGCUUUGUGAAUGUAUAUUGAAGAUGUCAUCAAAUCUGUCAUUGCAUAAUUUUUAGCAGAGCAGCACCAGAUGCUUGAUUGGUGUGGAGGAAUUAAUUUAUCGAUGUUCUUCUGAGACGUGGUCUUCUCAUGGGAGGAUUGGUGUGUGUACAAAGUCUGAUUAAAGUCAAACCAUCAUCAUAGUAACUGAGAGUCUUGAAGGACAGGCUCCUCAUCAUCUGAGAGAUGUGAGCAGCAUCAAUAGACCUAUGUCCCACCUCUCUGCCUAUGUAUCUCUCUGCUUUUUUAACAUCUUAGGAGGCACUAAGAAAGUAAAAUCUGCAUCCAAAGAAAUUCAAGGCGUUCUCCUGCAUUAUAAAGAAUAUCUUCCGGACACAGCCCUGCACAUGUCCACAGGUUUGUUUGUGGUAUUGCAGCUCAGGACCUUUCAUUUCACUGGAGCUGAGCAACAGUAAUGGACACAACCCAUGGACCGGUGUGGUGCAGUUUCUAGAAGUCAUGGGUUCCCUCACAGAGCAUUCCCUCUUUAUGAUAAAAUGAUUUUAAAAAACCUCACUGAAUGAGUUGCUAUGACAUUCUGUUUUCCUCUAAUGAUUUCUGGGGGUGCUGGGUGGCACUACAUGUGGCCAUCAUUAGGUUGUCACUCAGUGUUUGAAGGCACCUGGAUAUUAGUUCUGCCUAGUUAUGAAAUCACAUGGGGCUGGAGAUGAUGAGUAGUUAGAGCUGCCUUUCAGGAGUCCUGAAAAGCUGGACAACAACAUUUGUGCAAACUAGUGGUGACCACGCCGAUUGUCCAAGUUUUUUUGUUGCUCCAAUGCUUCUAAAAUGAAAUCUUUAAUCAACUUACAAAUAGUCAUUAUAAAAAAUGUCCUACUGUUGUGUGUCUACAGCACUUGUGCAUCUCUGUGGCAACAGACUACAGAUAAAUCCAGUGUAGUCUGAUGCUGCCUUCCAUCUGUCCUCUAGGUCAAGUUAGUAUGAGGCAGGAUACAGAUGGAAACAAGAAUAAAUGUCAGACUACACAGAGCUGAUUUGUAGUCUGUUACUAUGGGGAUGCUCCAGUGCAAUUACAACUGCUCAUCCCACAAGUGAAGGGAAGAAACGGUUGUAGUUAUACUGCACCACCGCUACAAGCUAGAAGACGCAGUGUUCACACGAGCGCUAUAACCCCUUCAACCAGCUGAUUGGCAGGUGUGCUGGGUGUCGGACCCCUGCUGAUCUGAUAUUGAUGACCUUUCCUAAGUAUAGGCUGUAAAUAUCCUGGCACUGCACAAUCCCUGUAAUAAAUCUGCCCCAUUGUGUGUAAAAAUUCAGACUUAAAUGUUGUUUCUCUAUGUGGGCAAAUAAUUUCUAACACGAAAGUCUCUAUUUUUGUUUAUUAAAGUGUCAAUUUACUAUG